AUGCCUUUUAAAGUCGCAAUUGUUGGAACAGGUAUCUUUGCCACCGAUGCGCAUCUUCCUGCUCUACUAAAAUCUGAGUAUUUUACCCCCUAUUCAUGUUUCAAUAGAACCAGGGCCAAGGCAGAGAAGUUUGCCAAGGUGGCGGGUAUUUCGAAGAUUUAUAAUUCUAUGGAGGAAGCCUUCGAGGAUCCGGAAGUUGACAUUGUAGAUGCUUUACUUCCUGUUCAGUACAAUUUGGCUGCUGUUAGAUUGGCUGUCAAGCAUAAGAAGAGCUUAUGCUUUGAGAAACCUGUGGCCGCCAAUAUGAAACAGGCGAAGGAGAUCGUCAGGUUAACAAAGGAAAAUCCUAAUUUGAUUAUCGCCAUCGGAGAGAACUGGUCUUAUCUCAAGGCUGUACCGGCCAUGAAGGAAGCCAUUUCUAAGAUUGGAAAGAUAUAUUCUUUUACCUAUCAAUCGACUGGUCAGUUCCAUUUUGACGGUAAGUAUCUUAAUACAUCAUGGAGAUUGCAUCCAGAGCAUAUCGGAGGCUAUUUGUCUGAUGGUGGUGUCCAUCAAUUGGCUCUUCUUACUGGGGUUUUAGGCAAGGUUAAAAAGGUUAACGCUCAUACUAAGCAGGUGAGACAGCUCAGUGGAGAUGAUGACAUUCUCUACUCGUUGUUGGAGAUGGAUAGCGGUCUCAUUGGAACUUUUACCUAUGGUUCAGCAUUUGGCAAUGCUGAAAAAAGAGGAAUGUUUGAAGUUAUGGGUGACAAUGGUAGUGUUUCCUUUGAUUUUGGCCCUGGUCACCUAGAGCAUCUCACUUUGAGGGUUGGUGGAAGCACUUCUCACUCUGAAUCAUACACAAAGGAGAUAGAUAUUGAAGGUGAAGACAGAACUCCUCUUUCUGAGUUCACUGCUUUAGGUAAGGCUUUGACUACUGGGGAUAAGUCCACUAUUGUUGCAACUCCUGAAGUAGUUUAUCACCAUUUGGCUGUAAUUGAUGCGGCCUUGAAAAGUUCUGCUAAAGAUGGAGAAAGUGUUUUAGUGAUGCAGUGA
Molecule: messenger RNA, 1035 nt
Organism: Brettanomyces nanus
Lineage: Eukaryota; Fungi; Ascomycota; Pichiomycetes; Pichiales; Pichiaceae
Exons: 1
Coding region: 1-1035 (344 amino acids)
Molecular function (GO): nucleotide binding
Source: RefSeq, a predicted model, not a curated record